AUAAUAAUCUGCUCGGUCUUUUUGGGAUAAGCGGAAGUUGUUAUGAUGUAGAUUAAGGCAUAAUCAGAAGAGGGAAGAUUAUUCAGAAUCAUUUGGGCCAGCUCAACUCCCUCCCUGAACCUCUUUGUAGGUACUCUUUUAGUGACUGGAUCGACUGGUCUGGACACAUUGACCUUUAAGCUCAUACUUCGACAGUUCAAAUUAUUAGUGUCACAGCAGAUUACUUUUAUCCCUGAACUUCACAUGACUAUUAAAGAAAAAGAAGGUCCCCGAUGCAUAAUAAUUGGAUGGAACCUAAAACUUCAUGAGGCAGCUUGAAAUAGUUGUAUGUGUUUAAAAAGACGCACAGUUGAUCCUUAUAGUACAUAGAUUUAAUUACGGUGAAGGGAGUCGGGUACAAAUAUGGAUGUGCAGUAAUGCACACGACACUAGCCAAUGUCCUUUACUAACUGUUGUAUGCAAUGUUCACUUCUAAGCAGCUUUCAGGGAGAAGAAGUUUGAAAUGAACCUGUGGGAUUAUGGUCUCCGAGAGCGAAAUUUUUGACCGUUCAGGGCCCUCGGACCUUACUCGCAUUGACUGGAAUAAUGCAGAUCAUCAGAGGUCGGUUGCUGCUUGUUUGGUUCAAGCUGUCUAUGUCUUAGAGCGGGACCGCCAGGAGAAACGUGAAGGUCCCCAGGCUCUUGCUCCUCGUUGGUGGGAAUUUUUCAAUUUUCAGUUGCUGCGCAAACUCGAAGAUAAGGCCAACCCUUCUAUCUUCGGUGCCAUCUUUGAGUAUAAGCCUCCGCCAUCCUCAGGUAACCACUCAGCAGAUGGACCGCACUUUGUGGUCGCCUUCCGAGGCACCUUGAUCAAGGUAGAAACGUUCUGUCAAGAUAUGAAGCUGAAUGCUAAGCUUAUCCGGAAUGAGCUCCCCUCCGCCUAUCGCUGCGAGACUGCCACGCAGGCAGUGCAAGACAUGGUUGCAACCGCUGGCGAUUCUAGGGUCUGGUUAGCUGGCCACUCCCUGGGGUCUGCCAUUGCUCUGCAAGCUGGAAAGAACAUGGCCAAACAGGGAUUGUUUCUCGAGUCUUUCCUCUUCAAUCCGCCUUACCUAUCUACCCCGCUCGAGAAGAUCGAGAACGAGAGUUUGAAGCGGGCUGUCCAUUUUGGCACCGACGUGGGCCGUGCUGCGUGGGCAAUUGCUACGAAGUCUCGUCAACAGCUGAAUCAAUCCGCCAAUUCUUUUGCGGCUUUGUCCCCUUGGGUUCCUCGGCUGUUUGUCAACAAGGUCGAUAAAAUCUGCUUGGGAUACAUUGACUAUUUCGAUCGCCGAGUCAGCAUGCAAAAGAUGGGAGCAGGAGGUCUCGGGAGGUUUGCUAGUCAGCAUUCUUUAGGAUCGCUGGUCAUGAGCAAGAAGGGGAAGCAGGCAGAGCCUUUGCACUUCAUCCCGUCGGCAAAUCUAAUAAUCAAUUUAGAUCCGCCGCCGGAGUUCAGGAGGGCGCAUGGUAUCCUCGAAUGGUGGAAACAGGACCUGAAGCUGAAGACCAAAGUUUACAAGUACAAGAAUUAGUAUUGGCGGUAUUGUUGGACUAUUUCCCGUGGCUUAUGCAUUUGUAUCUGAUGGUGUGAUUGAACUUCCUGUGCUGAUAGACAGCUGUUUGCUCUCCCUGUGCUGAAUUGUCUGUGUGGCCAUCAAUGUAAUCUGGACGUGCUGUUCCGUGUGGCUCAUUUUCUUUUUGGUGUGAGAACUCGAAACAGUGC
Syzygium oleosum is the source of this 1741-nucleotide messenger RNA. RefSeq names its product GDSL esterase/lipase At4g10955-like. The record is from RefSeq and is a predicted model, not a curated record. NCBI's taxonomy places the organism in Eukaryota, Viridiplantae, Streptophyta, Magnoliopsida, Myrtales, Myrtaceae. The transcript is spliced from 2 exons. Gene Ontology annotation, biological process: lipid metabolic process. The coding region runs from base 519 to 1550 and encodes 343 amino acids.